Messenger RNA from Helicoverpa zea (corn earworm), 2130 nucleotides. RefSeq lists its product as uncharacterized. The transcript has 6 exons. NCBI's taxonomy places the organism in Eukaryota, Metazoa, Arthropoda, Insecta, Lepidoptera, Noctuidae. The record is from RefSeq and is a predicted model, not a curated record. Bases 194 to 583 code for a protein of 129 amino acids.
GAGAGCCGGCACAGUCCGCGACGCGCCGCGGCCUCACUGACACUGCUGUGUUUACUGGUACUUCGCCGUGCCGUCAGUAAUCUUAGUGAUCGGUUACAGAACCAACCACAGCGUUGUUAUUCUGAAGCAAGUUGCUUCAUAAAUAGACAACAACUUAGAGGUGUAGGAGUGUACGUGGCUGUGCCUGUGUGCUAUGUGUGUGCGCGCGCGUGCGUGUGUGUGCGCGUGCGCGUGCGCGCUGCUGAUCGCGCUCGCUCUCGCCGAACACGACAAGCGCGCUGAGAUGUCUCCGAUGCCGUUCCUGAUGGCGACGCGCUACGGACGCAGCUCGCCGCCCGCCAGGCACCUCGCGCCCCGGAACGACAGGUUCUUCAUGAGCACGCGGUACGGCAAACGGUCGGAGUCACUGAGCGCGGGCGUGCGCGGGGGUGAGGCAGGGCUGGCAGGCGGCGCGGGGGGUGCAGGAGGGGCGGGGAGGCUGCUGUGCGAGUACACCGGCGUGUUCCCGCUGUACCGCUGUCGGCACAAGCCCGCGUACCGCAAGAGGAGUGCGGAGGUGCUCGGCGACCAGGAGGAGGAGUAAUCCUCCGCUAGACAAGCAGGCCGCGCGACCGACAGCCGCGACCGACGACCGACACGAGCGAUGCAGCCCUAACAUAUGCCCAAUACAUUAUAUUGUGAAUAUUUCAACAUGAAUCUAAUUCAAACACAUCUUAUUAAUAGUUUUAUAUUUAAACAUAUACCUGUCAAUUAUACACACUCACACACGCGUGAUGUGUGAGUGUGUGCGUGGCGCCGGAGCGCUGUCCACAUAUACAUACUGAAUAGUUACAUUUGUACGUAUUUAUAUAUGUAGCGUAGGAACUGGUAACAUUGCAGGCACUUGUUUUGUAACAUAUAAACACGUAAAUACAUGAAUAUUUAGAAAAUAUGAAAAAAAAGGUUAAUAAGACAAGUGUCUGUACAUUUAGGUAAUGUUAUAAUAAGUAGUGUCUGCGACGUGUUACGGCUGGGGACACGUCGCCCGACACCCCCUCGCCCCGCCGCGACCUGCACACAUAUACACAAACACACACACACACACACACACACACACACACACACACACACAUAUACAUACAUACAUUCACACUGAAAAAAAAAGACUAAAUUGUCUUAUACCAUUUGAUGUAUUUUUUUACACAUACUUUUGUAAUGCAACACAAAUUGCAUCUACGACUAUUAUCGCAUGAGCCUCUUAUGGUUGGUAUAGAGAGCUCUUUGAUGAAGCCUUCAAAAAAGUAGAUAACCUAGUCACACGAUUUAUAUUGUUUUGCGACAUGAUAACUAUGAAAAUACACGAAACAAACUAAAGUUCAAAAUAGACAUCGCAGCGAGAUACUUGGCAAACUAAUGACUUUAUAAUCCGUCAACAAUACGCCAUUACUAUUGAGAUGCAAAUAACUCUCAUCUCGCUAACUAUUGUCUCAACAGUUAGUGUAACCUUCCGCGUCACGCCGCCCACAGGAACUUUACUGAAGAGUAAGUUACACAACUUAACUACAUGUAGAUCAUAAUAAUUGCACUUCAGCCGUGUUGUGUCCGACUGUUAGAGAGUUCUGUUUAAUUGUUUCAAUGCGGGAAUAGUUUAAGUACAAUUAUGUUGAAUUUAGUGGAAUUUUAAUUGUUAGUGUCAUCGCUAGUGUGUGUGUCUACUCAGUCUGUUUACAACAUGAGAACUACCUCAUACAACGGUAAACUUUGUCACUGAUUAACACUAAUAAAAAAAAGAUGAAGCAUUUGUAAAUUAUUGCUUCCGAUAAAUGGAUAAUAAACUGGACUACAUGUAAAUCUGAUUGUAAUUCAGUUUAACAGUCGUCUGUAAUGCUGUAACGCAUAAUAUGUAUUUGUAUGCACAAGAUGAACCAGUGAUUGGGCAGUUCACAUCGUUCAAUACCACUCUACAAUAUUUUACUGAAAAAAGUUUAUUUACCAAACAUUAUAUAUUAUGAAGCUGAUAUAAACUACCAGAUCACAGCUUCGUGUGCAGGCCGCGCCGGGUGCGGGACUAGUGUAAGUUAGCGAGUGGAAGCUAGUAGUAAGCGCGCGACGUUGUCUACUACAUGAGUCUAUAUAAACGGACGCUCACGA